This is a messenger RNA of Penaeus vannamei (Pacific white shrimp), 807 nucleotides long. The record is from RefSeq and is a predicted model, not a curated record. Lineage: Eukaryota; Metazoa; Arthropoda; Malacostraca; Decapoda; Penaeidae.
AUGGUUUGUGAAACACUCAAUGCAGCCCUGGAGUCCAUUGGUGAACGUGCAAGGACAAGGCAGAAUUUCAUCUUACUAGAGACAUUGGAGGUGUGCAGGGCUCAGACUUUGCUAAGAAGGGAUAAGGAACAAUUCAUCAAGAAUCUUGCCGAGGAAGAGAACACAUCAAGGCUGUGUAUUUUGAAAGAAGAAGGCCACUCAGUAGUUAGUCUAGAUGCGAGCGAUGUCGCAAUCCCUGUGCUUGACCCACCCGUCAGUGAAGAACCCCCUACCCUGACUGAGGUUAGGGUGAAGGAUCGGAAAACUGCAGGCAUAUGCGAUUCCCUGCUGAACUGCAAAAGGCUAGGGAUGAGCCUAUGGCACGAAGCAUACUGUCCUGACUGCCAUCAGGCAGUCCGGCAAAGUUUUCCACACAAUCUUCUGAAAUGGAUCCAUAACCCCCUACUAAGGCACCAAAGACAUGGCAAGUCCACAAUAGAUUAUGAAUGCCACAUAAUAGAUCGUUUCCUAGCACUUCGAGUCACUGUAAAAUCUUCGUCGACCACAAGACCUUGGCUUUGCCGACGAUACUUCGAUUCUGAGUCUCUGGAAUCUCUGGUGGCAGUUCUUGAUGCACUCAGCAAUGAGGCGAAGCCCCUGGGCUUACAGGUCUCCAGGACCAAGACCAGGAUCCAGGAUUUUGGGGCCAUGAUACUGCCAGUUUUGCUUUAUGGAAGCGAAACCUGGACGCCAUCUAGCGAUGCCUUUUGUAACAAGUCCAUGACUGCUACCUCAGGCUAUAUGGAGGAGGCCUAUGGAAAGACAUAG